Molecule: messenger RNA, 1887 nt
Organism: Kazachstania africana CBS 2517
Lineage: Eukaryota; Fungi; Ascomycota; Saccharomycetes; Saccharomycetales; Saccharomycetaceae
Gene: BSP1
Product: Bsp1p
Exons: 1
Coding region: 1-1887 (628 amino acids)
Source: RefSeq, a predicted model, not a curated record
AUGAUUGCUCGGCGUAGUUCUGACCUGGACAGUUUUUUGAAAAGGGUCGAGACUUUAGAUAAUAAGAAGAACCAACAGACAUCACCUCGAGUGAGACAGCCUUCUGCAGAGAGUAAAUACUCCGAAAGUGACUUACAGAAAGCAAGUGAACUUCUGGAUGAUGAUAGUUUAGCAUAUAGGUCUGCUUACAACUAUGAAAGGACAUUUUCACCCAAGAAACCUAGCUAUAGUAUUAGUGAUUUUGCAUUAGAAAAUAAUGUUUCUUCAGACAGCGAGGCUUAUAUUGUCUCUAAGGAAGACUAUAUGCUUCUAAACAAAUUGAAAACACAAAACCAAGUGGCUGCACUGCCUUCUAGGGGUCAACCUAGAGAAAGACAUUCCUCAAUCUCUUCUUCACCACGUCACCAGAAGGAUGAUGUCUAUGAAAAGAGAUUUAAUAAGAUUAUGUCCAAAAAACGUGAUCCGAAUCCACCACAAUUACCUACAAGACCUGGUACAUCUGAGGACAUCGAAAAGAAACAUUUUGUUAUCAAGGAUAGAAAACGCAAUUCGAUUUAUGCGUCUGUACCAAUUAUUGACGAUAACUCCAGGGAAUCCAGUAUCAUUUUUGAUGAUGAUUCUGAUAUAUUAGCUUCGCCAACAGGAAAAGGAAUGAGUUCUUUAAACGUCAACUUAGGCUAUCAAAGAAAAUUACCCCACGAUGACACUCUAUCACAGCCAAUUUUGCAAAACCUCAUCAAAAAGGAACCUCCACUCGUGUCUCGUGCCACUAAACCAGAAUUAAAACCACAAUCAGAAAUUAAAAGUAAGCCAGAACCUCCAGUAUCCCGAAAGCCGAUUGAUAUCAAAUCAAUGUCAUUCCUAACAUCAUUGGAUAAAAAUAAAUUGUCUAUAUCUCAUACUCAUGACGGAUCACCAAAGAAGGUUACGAAUAUUCAUGUGGAUUAUAUAGAUUCAAUUCAGUUGAAAGAAAAUAUUUCUCUGCCAAGCAAGGAAAACUUGCAAAGUAACUUGGAGACAAAAAUUGUUCCAAAAUCUGAAUCAUUUAUCAAUUCUGCAUUGAAAACGAAAAAAUCGGCAGCAAAGGUUCUUGAUAAACCUCUUUUACCAUCAAAGCCUAAGAACUUGAAAAUUUCUGGUAAAUUAAAUGCUGAUAAAGAAAAAGACACCCAAUUUGAUGAGAAAACUGCAAAUGAAGUGGAGAAAAGGAAACCACUCGUCCCAGCAAAGAAAAAGUUUGAUCCCAGCUUAUUUGGCUCAAUAAAACAAAAUAAUGAACCUAUUAGCUUGGUUAAGCUCCGUCCUGUCGGGCAAACUAAUGAGAGGCCCAAUUUGGACGAUGACGCAAAACUUCUAAUUCAGAACAGACAGAAAUUAAAUAGACCACCUGAAGUUCCUAAAAGAAAACCAACGAUACCAGAAGCUCUACUGAAGAUUGACAAAUUGAACAAGACUGAUAUAAGCUUGAAUAUGAAGAAAGAAGAAGAUGUACCAGAGGCUCUGCUUAAAAAGAAGCAUUUGCAAAAGUCUAAAACAGCACCAGUAAUACCGGCAAGGAAAGUCUCAUUGAAUGAAGUCGUAAAGAAGUCCCAGAUAUUAGGGAAGCAAGAAGCCAAAAUUGUAGCAUCCCUCGGCGAUGAUAACGAUACAGCUGCUAAUAAAUUAGAAGCUGUCCUAAUGGCCCAUCGCCUACGUUCUCGUAACACCAUAGGUACAUCAACUUUAAAAACGAUGUCAAGUAGCGAAGAUAACAGCUUAUUCAGCAGAGAUAGCUCUAUUAAUACCUCCAAGAGUGAAGUAAGCACCGUUGGACAACCGAAACCUCUGGUUCACGUCACAAAGGCACGUGCCCGUGGUCCCAAGAGGAAGUUACCAACCAAAUUUUAA